Molecule: messenger RNA, 2585 nt
Organism: Centropristis striata (black sea bass)
Lineage: Eukaryota; Metazoa; Chordata; Actinopteri; Perciformes; Serranidae
Gene: cpe
Product: carboxypeptidase E
Exons: 9
Coding region: 90-1454 (454 amino acids)
Biological process (GO): proteolysis
Molecular function (GO): zinc ion binding; metallocarboxypeptidase activity
Source: RefSeq, a predicted model, not a curated record
AAGCGAGGCUGCAGCACAGAGAUAAGGCUUGGGACCAAGCCGCAGGCAGGCACACAGACAGGGCUUAGGGAACAGAAGGACACGUCGAAAUGAAACAGUUCACUCGGGUAGUUUUGUUCGGGGCCGCGCUGGUCGCUCUGGUCAGCGCCGCCGGUACCGAGGGGGAGAUCUCCUUCGAGUACCACCGCUAUGAGGAGCUGCGGAAGGCGCUGGUGUCGGUGUGGCUGCAGUGCCCGACCAUCACCCGCAUCUACACCAUCGGGGAGAGCUUCGAGCGCCGCGAGCUGCUGGUGCUGGAGAUGUCCGACAACCCCGGGACGCACGAGCCUGGUGAGCCAGAGUUUAAAUACAUCGCCAACAUGCACGGCAACGAGGCUGUGGGCCGAGAGUUGCUCAUCUACCUGGCUCAGUACCUUUGCAACCAGUACCAGCAGGGCAACGAGACCAUUAUCGACCUCAUCCACAACACCCGCAUCCACCUCAUGCCCUCCAUGAACCCAGACGGCUUUGAGAAGGCCGCCUCACAGCCCGGAGAGAUCAAGGACUGGUUUGUGGGCCGCAGCAACGCGCAGGGCGUGGAUCUGAACCGCAACUUCCCCGAUCUGGACCGCAUCAUCUACAUCAACGAGCGGGAGGGCGGAGCCAACAACCACCUGCUGCAGAACAUGAAGAAGGCUGUGGAUGAAAACACCAAGCUGGCUCCAGAGACCAAGGCAGUGAUCCACUGGAUCAUGGAUAUCCCCUUCGUGCUCUCAGCUAACCUGCAUGGAGGAGACGUGGUGGCCAACUACCCAUAUGAUGAGACCCGCACUGGCUCCACUCACGAGUACAGCUCCAGUCCAGAUGACGUGAUGUUCAAGUCUCUGGCCAGGUCCUACUCCGUCUACAACCCAGUCAUGUCCGACCCCAACAGACCUCCCUGUCGCAAGAACGACGAUGACUCCAGCUUCAAAGAAGGCAUCACUAACGGAGGGGCCUGGUACAGCGUGCCAGGAGGAAUGCAAGACUUCAACUACCUCAGCAGCAACUGUUUUGAGAUCACUCUGGAGCUCAGCUGUGACAAGUUCCCCAAUGAGGAAACACUCAAGUCCUACUGGGAGCAGAACCGCAACUCGCUGGUCAACUACAUCGAGCAGGUUCACCGUGGUGUGAAGGGCUUCGUGCGUGACCUCCAGGGUAACCCUAUUUCCAACGCCACCGUCUCUGUGGAGGGCAUCGAUCAUGACCUCACCACAGCCAAAGAUGGAGACUACUGGCGCCUCCUGGCUCCAGGAAACUACAAAGUGGCCGCCUCUGCCCCAGGAUACCUGACUGUCAUCAAGAAGGUGGCUGUUCCCUACAGCCCUGCAACCAGGGUGGACUUUGAGCUGGAGUCUCUGAUGGAGAGGAAGGAGGAGGAGCGGGAGGAGCUGAUGGACUGGUGGAAGAUGAUGUCAGAGACACUGAACUUCUAAGUGUUUUCGGACCGCCUGCACAUCGAUGUAAUAUAUUCAACAUUCUGUGUGCCCGUCCACUCUUAAAAAACAAGAAUAUAUUGUCUCUUUAUUUGUUUUGCUCUCUUUCGAUCAUUAUUUUAAUUGCUUAUUACUGUUUAUUAAUGUAAAGGUUGGCCUAACACUCCUGUAGAAUAUCCUGCAGACAAAGAAAAAUAAACACUGACGGACACAGGAUGAAGUUUACAGGCAGUUUGAUGGCAGUGAGAUCAGUGUUUAUUUCUGUGGUAUUGUGUUCUUUAUCGUACACGUGAUUUGGUAACCAUGGCACCCAUCUAUAUAACCAAUGAGUGACUGAGUAAUUGUGUAUGUAAAUGAGCUGUUUACAUCAUUACCACGUGGCUCUGUCCAAAAUAAUUCAUCAUUUUUUCCUGUUUCAAAUGUCUCUGUUUCUCCAGGCUUUAGUACAAAAUAACACACGCCCCUUUUAAUUCACAGUAACUGUAAGCUUGCACACACACACACACACACACACACACACACACACACACACACACAAACACACACUAUCUCUCUCUCACUCACGUUUCUCUCUCUGUAAUAUAAAAACUACAAGCUAUGGUUUACAGAAGAUCUGGGACAAUAAAAACACUGUAAAAUCACUGUAAACAUUAUAUUGUAUACAGGCAAGCUCAUGUCCUUGUAUGUUAUUGAUGUUGACAUUUUUUUAACUGACUGCAGCACAGCUUUGAUUUUAGCACAACAUGAAUGGUUAUAAUAUAUACUGUAUUUAUAAAUUAUAGGUAUAGCAAGAAAUGUGUGGUUUUUGUAACUAAUAAAAAAAAAAUCUAAGAAAACAAGGCCAUUACACCUAUAAAUCUGUCCACCUGAAGCCAUUCCUUCAUAUGUGCACUACACAGAGAAUACUGUGGUACAUGAGGAACUGUGGUACAUGUACAAGUUGUUUUUUUGUCUUUUUUUCCAAGGAUAAAACACUAAUCUUCUGAAGUGGAUACAGAAAGUAUAGCAGACUGUAUGGAUGCAGUUCACCUUAUUUGACAGAAUGAAUUUAUUGAAUGUAUAUCUAUAGAAAAGGUUACAAAUGUAAAGAAUGAACUGAUCAAUAAAAUUCCCCUUUAUGUUGUCAAACUA